AUGCUAUUCUCACCCAAGCAUCAACAAUUGAAGAGUAACAAGCGUGGAUUCGGCCCCGUUUGCUACUCUGCUCCUCUCACCGCUCAAACCCUUCAAUGGGUCUGCACCGUUGCGUUGGCGGUUCUGGCAGUUUCCAGUGGCACUGCAGUUCAAAAGUCAUUUAUAGUUCCUUUAUUUGCUCUACAAGCACCUUCAAGCAUCUUCUCAUGGAUCAAGAGCAACUAUGGUAGUUGGACUGCAUUCUUGGCUCUUCUUGUUCAUCUUUUCUUCUUUAUCCCUGGUGGACUCGUACUUCCUCUCACAGCAUUGCUACUUGUGAUUGUGGCUCCUUACCAAGUAAUGAACCUAAGAGGUACACAAGGAGGUGCAGUUGUUUCUUUAGUUAUUGCAGCAUACUUGGCUUACCAACAUUUCUCACGGGCAGGUAGCUUGCAAAGUGCAUUUGACCAAGGAUCAAUUAUUGCCACCUUAGCCAUCAAAUGCAUCACUGCUGUCCCAUGUUUGCUUUUGAUCUGUUCUUAAUAUCACUUUGUGGUGUCAGAUGUGGUACCUAGUGUAACUGGCACAUAUAUGAGCAAAUACAUAUCAAGAGAGAGAAAAAGUAAGGCCAUUUUCUGUAUUUUGGUUGGUUUAUGUAUGUAAUACCUCAAUAAUUAGGUACAGUUGAAGAAAGGGAUGUAGCAUGUGUUUUGUAAUAUGUGCAUCGCGAUGUUAGUAAAAUAUCGUUUUUGAGCCUCAAA
This is a messenger RNA of Macadamia integrifolia, 740 nucleotides long. Its product is annotated as cold-regulated 413 inner membrane protein 1, chloroplastic-like. The transcript has 6 exons. Lineage: Eukaryota; Viridiplantae; Streptophyta; Magnoliopsida; Proteales; Proteaceae. Gene Ontology annotation, cellular component: membrane. The coding region runs from base 1 to 522 and encodes 173 amino acids. The record is from RefSeq and is a predicted model, not a curated record.